This is a messenger RNA of Strigops habroptila (Kakapo), 1717 nucleotides long. It is a transcript of the gene ACBD6, whose product is annotated as acyl-CoA binding domain containing 6. NCBI's taxonomy places the organism in Eukaryota, Metazoa, Chordata, Aves, Psittaciformes, Psittacidae. The record is from RefSeq and is a predicted model, not a curated record. Gene Ontology annotation, molecular function: fatty-acyl-CoA binding; protein binding. The transcript is spliced from 8 exons. Bases 402 to 1226 code for a protein of 274 amino acids.
GACACGGCGGGUUCCCCCGACCCUGCCGCCGCGGUAGCGCUGGCCCCGGCCCCGGACCCCGGGGGACGCGGGUCCCAGCCACGCGCGGGUGGGGUUUGGGGGCGCGGGGUGCUCGGGGUGAAGGGCUCACGUUAUAAAGGUUAUACAAGUUUGAGGGUGCGGGCAGCCCCCUCGUCAGGUGUUUCUGUUAAGUCGCCAUCAGCAGCGCCGCGGGCGCUGAGGAGUUAUAAAGCCCGGCGUAGUGGAUGCGCCCAUUGCUUAACCACACGCUGCCCUCGGACCCGCGGCCGCCCCGGAACCCUCGGGCGCGAUGCGCGUUUCCUGCUGGCGACCCGUCCGCUCGUACCGAGGCGUGAGGGGGACCGGCGAAGCGGGCGGACCUGGGCGGGCGGCGGGCCGCCAUGGCGUCGACCCCGCUGGCGGCGGCGGCCGCGGCCGGGAGCGGCGUUGAGGCGAGCUCGGGAUCUGAGGAGACGGGGCCGGCGCCGCCCGACCGCGACUUGGCUGCGCUCUUUGAGCAGGCGGCCGAGCGGUUGCCGGCGCUGCUGCCCACCGCCAGCAAGGAGCAGCUGCUCUACCUGUACGCCCGCUUCAAGCAGGUGAAAUUUGGAACCUGUAACACUCCCAAGCCAAGCUUCUUUGAUUUUGAGGGAAAGCAGAAAUGGGAGGCUUGGAAAGCCCUGGGAGAUACCAGCCCUCAUCAAGCUAUGCAGGAGUAUGUUGCUACAGUGAAGAAACUGGACCCCAGUUGGAAUCCUCAGAUGACAGAGAAGAGGGGAAAGGAAAACAAAACCGCAUUUGGAGGCCCAGUUGUCAGCUCAUUAUAUCAAGAAGAAACAAUCAGGGAAGAGGACAAGAACAUUUUUGAUUACUGCAGAGAAAACAACAUUGACUAUGUAACCAAAGCCAUUCGAUCGAAAAAAGUGGAUGUGAAUGUUACAGAUGAGGAGGGUCGGGCUCUGCUCCACUGGGCAUGUGACAGGGGACACAAGGAGCUGGUUUCAGUCCUGUUGCAACACACUGCUGACGUUAACAGCCAGGAUGGGGAAAGCCAGACUGCACUCCAUUACGCUGCUGCCUGCGAGUUUCUGGACAUCGUGGAGCUGUUGCUGAAGUCGGGUGCCGACCCCACUCUCCGGGACCAGGAGGGCUGCCUGCCAGAGGAGGUGACAGACUGUAAAGCCAUCACUUCGGCUCUGCAGCAGCACACCGCUGGCAAGACCUAACCCCACAGCCACACGCAGUGGGGAGGACAGAGACGCUCCGCAAUAACGCCCCUUCUCUUCCCCCACUGCCCUCCGAAAGGCAUUGGGGGUUUGAAGGGGAGCUUUUAGAGUACAGGGUCUGGGUGGGCUCUCCAGCACCAGGGCUGGCUGGCCAAGCGCGUAUCCUGGUCAGGAUGGGAUCAGGGUUUUGCAUGCUCUGACAUUUACCAGUACUGGGUGGGGGGAGGGAGCAAGGGAGGGGAAAGAAAGGGUCUGGAGAAAGCCCCAAGUAUUGUUUUAAUGUAUUAAAUACAAGUACUGCAUUAGAUGUCUCACCAGAGCAGCCUGUGCUGACUGGUCGGCUCCUUGUGGGGAGGGGAUAGCUGCUGGACCAGGUGAGAUGCUCAUCUCUGCCCUUUGGGUUGAGUUUUGGGGGUUCGUUUUUAGUUGUUUGGGGUUUUUUCCUGGGUCCAAACAAAAUAUUAUAAAUAAAAGAAAAGCACAGUGUGGGA